Hippocampus comes (tiger tail seahorse) is the source of this 1387-nucleotide messenger RNA. RefSeq names its product transmembrane protein 230-like. The record is from RefSeq and is a predicted model, not a curated record. The transcript has 4 exons. NCBI's taxonomy places the organism in Eukaryota, Metazoa, Chordata, Actinopteri, Syngnathiformes, Syngnathidae. Gene Ontology annotation, cellular component: endomembrane system; synaptic vesicle. Gene Ontology annotation, biological process: synaptic vesicle transport. The coding region runs from base 37 to 495 and encodes 152 amino acids.
CUGUCAGUGUUCGAAGAGGCUCUUGAGCCAAUACGCAUGCGCAGCUGGGGCAACGAGGAAGUGGACGACAGAGUCGCAAGGAUCGGAGCAACAUGCUCCUGCAAACAUAGCAGCAGAAGUUUCUUUGCUCCGUUGAAAGCAAGCAGAGGCAGCAUGUUCGAUGCUGGUGUCUUCAACAAGGUCAAGUACUCGCGUCUUGCUGCAGACAAUGACGGAUACAUUGAAUUACAGUUUAAGAAAAGUCCUCCAAGGGUCCCCUACAAGGCAAUUGCACUGGCAGUCUUCCUCUUUUCGGUUGGCUCCUUACUCGUCAUCUUUGGGGCCCUUCUUCUGUCAGGCACCAUUGAGGUGGAGCACCCAGAUCGCACCAUCCCCGUCAUCAUCAUUGGCCUUCUUGUUUUCCUUCCUGGAUUUUACCAUUUGAGAAUCGCCUACUAUGCCGCCAAGGGAUACCGAGGUUACUCCUAUGAUGACAUCCCAGAUUUUGGUGACUGAUUGGAGCCACAGCUGCUGACUAUCCACACUCCCUGACCAGAUGUAUCCAUUAAGUCCCGCCUGAUGUUUUCUUUCUCCAGUGUAUCAGACAAAAGACAAAAGUAUGGCGCGCUGCAGAAAUGGCACUCUAUAUUUAUCCCUCGGUGGACUCUGCCGGAUUUAAACUUAAUCUCUAUGGUUCUGUCUGCUUUGCUCCAGAAAAUGGGAAAACCUUAGUGACAGUGAACAAACGUCAAGCAAAGCGGAACAGCUUCUUGUCUGCCUGCAUCACACCAGCAACAUUGUGCUGUUCUAAAAUGACCUCUAGAAAGGGCAAAAUCCAGACUACAGACUGAAAACAUGUUAAUUUUUUUUUUUUUUUUUGUUUUCUCUUACUGCUCAGCUGCUGUUUUGUUACUGAGAAUCUGGGUUGCGUAACUCUUUAAAAGUAAGUAUUUGCAUGUGUUUAUUGUUUUAAAUUAAUUUAUGAUUUAAUUAUGGAAUUCAUUUUACACUGGGCUGUGUGUUUUUGUGGCAUGCCACACACAGCAUCAGACCACACAUGCAGGCACACGAGAGAUGCCAUAUUAAAGUGUUGCACCCCUGAGCUGACAUGGGAUGGGGGGGGGGGGGGCCUUGCUUCAGGGCAGCGCAGCAUUAGUCACAAAAAAGAGGAGCAGCUCUCCAAUAUAUUGUCCUUACGGAUGAGCGGGUCUAGCCCCAAAGUAUUUGCAGCGCAAUGCAAAGUGUGAAUGUUUCAUAAAAUGAUAGUGCAUUUUUGAAAUGCUGUUCCUUUAUAAUAGGUCCACAAAUAUAUUUGUGUAUGCUAUUUUGUAGACUGAAUAAAUUUAAAUGGUGAGCUAUUUUACUAAAUAAAUGAAAUGUGGUUCUUUUUUUUUUUUUUUAAAUUAAA